AUGGAUCAGACUCAUCAAUCAUUCACCUGGGCAGAAUUGGCUCCGGGUGUAUGGCAACGGGACAUUGACGAGAUUGAAACAUUCUGGGCGCAGGCAGCCAGGGCUUAUGACAACCAAGGGCGACAACCCUUCGUAAUAGUAGGCCAUUUGUCGCUCAAGAUCGACACCAGUGCUGCACUGCUACGAUCACACAUCAGCUCUGCCCUAAGAAAAGCUUGGCGUCGCAUCCGCCAUGACCACCCAUCAAUUGCGAGUCAAGUUGAAUACGAUUUUCAUACCGAGAGGUUCACACGGACCUAUCAAACAGCCCGAGAUGAGCUUGAGAAAGAAUCGUGGUUAAACGCCACGUUUAUUGAAAUGGAAGACGGUCAAUCCGGCGUUGAAUAUGCCAAUUCAGACCUACCUGCACCAGACAUGCCGACUAUGGUAAUUCUUACACCGCAUUCAGAUGAUGGAGUCUUUGAGUAUCGUGAUAUUAUCUUCCGUGCUCCACACGACACUAUCGAUGGCAUCGGAACGUUAUUACUGCUGAAUAACUUCUUGAGGCAUGCUUCGGAUGCAUUAGAACAGGGAAAUGAUUAUGUGCUUCCUAGCCUUAACGGCACCGAAGUUCAAAAUCUUAGCCCUCCCUACCGGGUUGCAGCUGCGGUUCCUUAA
This is a messenger RNA of Colletotrichum truncatum, 657 nucleotides long. RefSeq lists its product as uncharacterized. The record is from RefSeq and is a predicted model, not a curated record. NCBI's taxonomy places the organism in Eukaryota, Fungi, Ascomycota, Sordariomycetes, Glomerellales, Glomerellaceae.